CUUUGUGGCUGUACAGAUCCACACUGAAAAAAAUAAAAAAAUCAAACAAACAGCAUUAAACAGAAACUGAACCAUUUAGUCAGUGGACUACCAGGUGCUGAUCAAAAGCAGCAUUUAGAGCUGUUAGUGUUAAAAUAAUCUUGUUUCUUGUAGCUGUAAAACCAAAACUUCCUGUUUCCUAAAUGCAACUGUGUGCGUUUCACCAGACGCUUAUUUUGGCUCUACGCAUUGUAUAGCUUGCACUGGGACAUUAGAUAGACAUUGCUACCAUGGUAAUAAAAUUAGACAUCUGGCUCAUUAUGAUGAUGAAGAUCGCACUAAUGAUUUGUGAAAUGGACACGACAAGUCUAAAGACUCAACCCUGUGAUAUACAUAACAACGUAACUGCAAUGACAGUUGUGGUUUACUGCCAUGGACGUGGGCUUAAAGUGGUGCCAAAGCUCUUACCGAAUACAACCUACCUUGAUCUGUCUGAGAAUAAGAUCAAGAACAUAACAGCACAAAACUUCCAAGACCUGGCGAAUCUGACCAAUCUAAAUCUGAAUUGGUUGAAUAAUAAUCAAAAGGUUCUUGUUGGAGCUGGGGUAUUUUCGAAUAUGACCAAGCUACGUACGCUGGAGCUCAACGGGAUCGGGCUAAAUCAUGUCCCGAAUGAUAUACCAAAGAAUCUGCAAGAGCUAAGGCUGGUUGAGAACAAGAUCACUUGGUUAAACUCAACAUCCUUCAGGCAUGUGCAAAAUCUGUCCCUCAUCUACCUUUCGAGAAACUGCUACUACUGGAAUCCUUGCUUGAGUUAUUAUCAUAUUGAAGACGGAAGUUUUUCUGCCCUGACUAACUUGAAACACCUUACUUUGUCCUACAAUAACUUAACUCAAGUCCCCAAAGGAUUGCCUUCGUCAUUAAUGACGCUUGAGCUUGCUUCAAACAGAAUAUCGUACAUUACAGAGCAUGAUUUCCAAGGACUUGAGAAUCUCAUAAGUCUAAAGAUCCAAGGGAACUGUCCGCGAUGUCAUAAUGCUCCAUAUCCAUGCAUUCCGUGUAAAAAUGUUUCCAUUGAAAUUCAUCCACGAGCCUUCGCCGGCCUCGGAAAGCUACGGCUUCUGCACCUCGCUGGGAAUUCAAUGGAAAAGAUCGAUCCUACUUGGUUCGCGAACAUCUCAAAUCUCGAGGAGCUCUACCUGUCAUUUAAUUUUUUGUUCGAAGCCAUUCAAAGUAACAUUUUCUUGAAUAAUCUGCCACUGCUGACGAAACUCGACCUCUCGUUUAACUACGCUCUGAAGACUUACCCCACCACUGUUACGAUAUCGCCCAGCUUUGCGAACUUAACCUCGCUGAAGACCCUGCACCUUCAAGGUUUGGUUUUCAAAGAAAUCCACAAAGAAACCUUCAGCUCCCUCUUUGGUUUGCAAAAUCUGUCAGUAUUGGAUGUGGGAAUUAACUUCAUUGUCCGAGCAAAGGCGGACAUUUUUGAAAAAUUUCAACAUGUGAAACUAAUCUAUCUUUCAGAAAACAGACUUUACCCAGUGACUGUAAAGGGAGAGUUGCGUGAAGAUACAGGCGUUGGUUUAAAAUCUUCAUCCAAGAUUACUUCAAUGUCCGAACCUUAUCCUAAAGAAUAUUCUUUCGACAUUCCAAAAGAGCUCGUAAAACCAGAGUGCUACGCUGUCGGCCGCGUGUUGGAUCUCAGCCGAAACAACCUGUUUUUAAUUACUCCUGAACAGUUUCAGCCAUACGGGAACAUAUCUUGUCUCAACCUUUCAGGAAAUGGAUUUGCCACAGCUCCGAAUGGAUCUGAAUUCAUAACGCUCCCAGACCUCAAAUAUCUGGACUUGUCCUUCAACAAAAUUGACCUGGCAUACGAUUACGCCUUCCGAGAGUUACAGAGUCUUGAGGUGCUAGAUCUUAGCUACAACCCCCACUACUUCACCGUGCAAGGUGUGACGCACAAUUUGAACUUUCUCAAACAUUUGCCCUCUUUGAAAGUGUUAAAUAUGAGCCACAAUAGCAUCUAUACGUUAACCACCAAAACCAUGUCAAGCAAGUCUCUUCAAGAGCUGCAAUUCCAGCACAAUAGCCUCGGCAAGAUGUGGAGGUUGGAAGACAGAACUUACGAUAGGCUAUUUAAAGACUUGACCAAUCUGACCUAUCUGGACAUAUCCUAUAACUACAUCGAUAAGAUCCCUUUUAGGAUUUACAAAAACCUUCCAAGAAGCAUUCAAAGGUUGCAAUUAAGCCACAAUCACAUGUCGAACGUUAGCUGGGAAAUGUUGAGACAGUUACCUGAUCUCCGAGAGCUCAUUUUAAGUUACAAUGCCAUUGAGAGACUAUCUAGCAACUUGUCAAAUGAUGUUCCCUUCUUGGAGUACCUUGAUCUGCGGCACAACCAGAUAUAUGAGCUUUCCAGUGGAUUUCUCCUGGGAGCAGUAAACCUAAAGAAGCUUGAUCUCAGUCACAACCGCCUCAUAACCAUCAACCGGUCCACAUUUCCAUCGGAAACCUCGAUUCACCUAAAGACGCUGUCGCUUAACGGCAACCCUUUCCAUUGCACAUGCGACCUGCUUGAAUUCAUUCUGUGGAUUUACAACACUACGGUGAAGAUCCCCAGAUUGGUGACUGCAGUGACAUGCGCUAUGCCUGAAGAGAGGAGAGGUGCAGCAGUGAUGCACUUUGACAUUACGGAAUGCAAUAAUGACCAGCUAGCCUUUCUGGCGUACUUCUUCUCCACUUUCUGUAUUAUAUGCAUUACUUUCGUGGCCGUCGGAAUGCACCUUUUCUACUGGGACGUUUCCUACUUAUUCUACUAUUUGAAAGCUAGAUUUACUGGCUAUCAGCAACUGAGCUCUGACAGCUGCAUCUACGACGCCUUCAUCACCUACGACACCAAGGACACACAGGUGUCUGACUGGGUGCUCAAUCACCUGCGAGUGCACCUGGAGGAUCAAGGCGAGGGAUUCCUGCCCAUUUGCCUGGAGGAACGAGACUGGAUUCCCGGCUCUCCCGUUCUGGACAGUCUGACACAGAGCAUCCAGAACAGCCGUAAAACCGUCUUCGUCCUGACCGAGCGCUACGUGAACAGCGGCUCCUUCAAGCUGGCCAUCUUCCUGGCCCACCAGAGGCUUCUGGAGGAGAACGAAGACGUGAUCGUGCUGCUUCUUCUGGAGCCCGUGUUGCAGCACUCCCAUUUCUUGCGGCUGCGCAGACGGCUCUGCGGGCGAAGCAUUCUGGAGUGGCCCCAAUCCCCCUCCGCCGAGGCCUGGUUCUGGCAGUCGCUGCGUAACGCCAUACGAGUGGACAACCAGGCCAUUUACAGCGACCUCUACAGCAGAUACUUCACCACCAAGUAGAAGGAACGACGCAGGAAACUGGUUUGAGCUACUGAAACUAAUUUAAACCCAGAGAAAUCAUUGCCGAGGUUUAAUUCUUAUGAGUGGACAACAAAUUGAAUCUCAAUGAAAUUCUUACUUUUAUUUUAUAGAAAUAGACCAGUGGCAAACAUCCAUAACAAAGUGCAAGUCAUAUGCUAAGAGCUAAAGAGUAAUGCUGAGAGGAGAAAAACAUGUUUCAAGAGGUUUUUGACAGAAAAUCUUGCAGGUUUUAAUGCAAUAUGUGGAAACAAAAUGCAACAAGCGGCACCUGUUUUCCUAUUUUUCUUUAGAAAGUGUUAGAAAAAAAAACAUGAACUUACAUCUUAGUCAUUGUUUUUUAGUGUAAAAUUGACGUAGCUAUUUUAUGUUUGUCGUAUUUAGACUUUCCGACAAGCACCAUCUGUUUCAUAUUUUAUUUCCAAAACUGAUGAAAAGAGGCUUGAAAUGUCGUCUUUGUAGCAAAAUGCAUGCUUUUGAAAACGAAAGUGUAAAGAAGCUGUACUAGUAGGUUAUGUAAAAUGAAUCCUUCACUUAGUCAGUUUUAAUUCAUCUGUUGUAUCUUAAAGCCCACAUGAGGUAGAAUAUCGUGCGCACAAUCUUGAAAGAUGUAAAUUCAAACUAUAUUAAAACUAAUCAUUUUAAAAUCCA
This is a messenger RNA of Puntigrus tetrazona (Sumatra barb), 4013 nucleotides long. Its product is annotated as toll-like receptor 8. Bases 270 to 3344 code for a protein of 1024 amino acids. The transcript is spliced from 3 exons. NCBI's taxonomy places the organism in Eukaryota, Metazoa, Chordata, Actinopteri, Cypriniformes, Cyprinidae. Gene Ontology annotation, biological process: positive regulation of interleukin-6 production; toll-like receptor signaling pathway; canonical NF-kappaB signal transduction. The record is from RefSeq and is a predicted model, not a curated record. Gene Ontology annotation, cellular component: plasma membrane. Gene Ontology annotation, molecular function: protein binding; pattern recognition receptor activity.